AUGUGGUUAGAAAGGUGCAUUGAUGCCCGGGCUUUUGUCCCACCAGAAUCCCAUGUUGCAAGCACUCCAUUCCCUGAUUUUCCUCUACCAGGAUUUCCGGAAAUGCGUAUCUGUUCCACUGGCUUUGGACGUAUUGACCUUUUGCAUCUACGCAAGGUAGUUGAGCUGAUGGGUGCUACGUAUGGAGACUUCUUAACGCAGAAGGCAUCUGUUCUUAUUUGCAAGGACCCUCAAACGGCCAGUUCAGACAAAUUACGCCAUACAUCAGAAUGGGGAGUUCCAGCAGUCUCUGCGGACUGGCUUUGGAUUUCGAUCCAAGCAGGGCAAAAAAAGCCGUUUGAUCCGUAUCUUGUUCGACGACACCCUUCACAAAAUGUCAGCAAUACCGAACAAACUGGCCCUGGUUCUGCAAAGCGAAAGCACCUACACCAAGCCGUUGAUGAACGACGGCGAACAGACUCGCCACUCAGUGGCUCUAUUGAUUCUCAACCAAAGGAUCUAAGGAGACAAGACUCCGCGAAGGGAGCAACGAGCAGAACGGUACCGGUUAUCGGAGACGGGUUCGAGGACGAUGCACCAAAACCCUCUGUGCCCGAGUCUAGAUCUCCAUCCCCGGCUAAGAUACCAGAACAACAGGCCGUGGAGGAACCUAGCACAAAGGAGACAACUCCGAACACUGAUUCAGCACCUAAAACCGGCCCAUCCGCAUUAGAUACUGCACUAAGUGGCCUCCUUCAGCAAGCCCGAGCUGCCAAAUCAAGGCAGCAAGCUGAACCCACCACCGACACCAGCAACCCAUCCAGACGAAAGCGCAAGCCCCUUUUAGGCCGCGCGCCUUCCCAUACUUCAGCAAAGACUCUGGAAAAUACACUCUCACGCGCCAGCUCAAUUGACACAUUGAACGACGACGGCCUCGGCAGCGCCCUUGAAACCGCUCAUGCAACAAGAGACAACUCCCAAUCUCUCACCCGAGGCGAACAGAGUCUAUCAUCUAUGCUCAGUGGUGGGAAAUUCGAUUUCUUGAAUGACCGACUGCCAGCUCACACCGAGGAAGAAGACGAGGAAAACCAGCAGCCACAGAUGACACAGCUGGAUUAUGAGGACCCCGACGCGGCUGCCAUGAGGACUGAAUUCCUCCGAGAUGCAGGGAAGCUAUCGGACAAAACGAAAACCGGCGGUGGUGUGCAUGUCGGGGAAGUGCGGGAGUUAGAGGAUCUUGGGUGGGCUUCUGGGCGAAGGACGAGGAAGCACCCUAUUCGAAUCGAUGAUGACUGA
Penicillium salamii is the source of this 1275-nucleotide messenger RNA. The record is from the annotation of a GenBank genome assembly. Lineage: Eukaryota; Fungi; Ascomycota; Eurotiomycetes; Eurotiales; Aspergillaceae.